AUGGAUGUCGAUGACAUUGAAGAUUCUGCGAGUGAUGGUGUACAAGUACCUGAUGAAGACUUCAAUAUGAAGAGCACCGAAUACCCUCUGUCUGUUGGUGACAAUGUAGAUGCGAACAAUGUUGACGAGAUGCCCUUGAUCAAGCAAUUGUUCUUAUCGAAAAGUAUGAUUUAA
Molecule: messenger RNA, 174 nt
Organism: Peronospora matthiolae
Lineage: Eukaryota; Oomycota; Peronosporomycetes; Peronosporales; Peronosporaceae
Source: the annotation of a GenBank genome assembly